Closterium sp. NIES-65 is the source of this 1143-nucleotide messenger RNA. The record is from the annotation of a GenBank genome assembly. Lineage: Eukaryota; Viridiplantae; Streptophyta; Zygnematophyceae; Desmidiales; Closteriaceae.
AUGGCUUUUCGUGAGAUACGGUUUCGCCUUUACUCGGCACGAGGAGUCAAGAGACCAGCGCCGCACAUAGCUAUCCAUCCCGUAGCUGUGGUGUCACUGCCGGGGUUUGAUCCGACGACCUACCAGAGCAGGCGCAUGGAUGAUCCGUGCGAUGACCCCAAGUGGGACGAAACAUUCAUCUUUCAGAUUCGCGCCGACUGUGUUCGCACUGCCGCUGCGGUAAGCGCUCUCUCAGCUGCACCUAUUGUGAUUCAAGUAUUUAGCGACAGCGACCUCUCUUUCUACUGCGGCGCUGCAGUCGUCCGCCUAUCCGUGGCGCAAGCGGAAAAGCACCGCAUUCCGCUCGUCGACCAAUCAGGUGUCAGAAACGGUUACGUCAAGCUAUCAAUCGCCAUAAGUCAACACAUCAUUACCGAGCCUGAAACGGCCGGCCCAUUCCACGGCGCCCACGCGGGACUCGUCGGUGCACAUGCUGGAAUGAUUGCCGGGCCGGGUGUCCUUGUCCCGCCUCCUCUGCACGCCGGCCCCGGUACUGGCGCCUACAUGCCCGCUGUUGGGCCUUAUGGCGCGCCCCUUGCGCAUCCUGCUCCUUUCGCGGGGCUCUCACCGCCGCUGGGUUACAUGGGCGUGCCUCCGCCUGUGGCGGAAGAAGCGGGGGAAGGAUGGGAUGAGGAGAAUGCUGAGGCGGAAGAGAUGGUGGAAGAGCAUCCCCCGACUCUGAAGAGCGUUGGGCGGAGCAAGAGCUGGGGGCAAGGGCUGUUCGACGGGAUCAUGCGCCUGGUGCGGAGCAAAUCUGGACGGUUCGAAAGAGAGGAGAAAGAGAAGGAGAACGUGCAGGGUGAUGAGGUACGACAGGAGCAGUAUGAGAGCAAAGAGUGGCACGGGGAGACGGAGAAUGUGGAAGGGGGGAAGAAAGAAAGAAGGCUUAGGAGAGGAAGGAGCAUUGGGAACUGGCUCGGACUGGGAGGAGACCACGGGGAGACGUCAUUUGAUGUGGAGGGGAACGGUUUUGAAGUGGUAGGGAACGGGAACCAGGCCCAUGAUGGUUAUGGGAUGGGCUGGGGUAUGGGCUUUGCUAGCGCCAAUGAUAUGGAUAGGGUGACAGGAGCAGCACCGGGUGCGGGCAUCAGAGCCAUCGGUUAA